AUCUUCCACAUGACCUAUGACCUUGCCAGCGCCAUGGUGCGGAUAGUCAAUCUGAUCGGCAUGAUGCUGUUGCUGUGUCACUGGGAUGGCUGCCUGCAGUUCCUGGUGCCCAUGCUGCAGGACUUCCCUGCCGACUGCUGGGUAUCCAAAAAUAAGAUGGUGAAUGACACAUGGGGACAACAGUACUCCUACGCACUUUUUAAAGCUAUGAGCCACAUGCUAUGUAUCGGGUAUGGCAUGUACCCUCCGGUGGGCAUGACAGACGUAUGGCUGACCAUCCUCAGCAUGAUUGUGGGCGCUACCUGCUACGCCAUGUUUGUGGGCCAUGCCACUGCACUAAUCCAGUCUCUGGACUCAUCUCGACGGCAGUACCAGGAGAAGUACAAACAGGUUGAGCAGUACAUGUCCUUCCACAAGCUGCCGGCAGAUAUGAGGCAGAGAAUCCAUGAUUACUAUGAGCACCGCUAUCAGGGCAAGAUGUUUGACGAAGAAAGCAUCCUGGGAGAGCUGAAUGAGCCACUCCGGGAGCUGGUGGCUUCAAUGCCUUUAUUUGCCAACGCUGAUCCCAACUUUGUCACGUCCAUGCUCACGAAGUUGAAGUUUGAGGUGUUCCAGCCCGGCGAUUACAUCAUCAGAGAGGGGACCAUCGGCAAGAAAAUGUACUUCAUACAGCAUGGUGUCGUCAGCGUACUAACCAAAGGAAAUAAAGAGACUAAACUUUCUGACGGCUCCUACUUUGGGGAGAUUUGUUUGCUGACACGGGGCAGGAGGACAGCCAGUGUCCGGGCUGACACAUACUGCCGUCUGUACUCACUGUCGGUCGACAACUUCAAUGAGGUGCUGGAGGAGUAUCCUAUGAUGAGAAGGGCCUUUGAAACUGUUGCCUUGGACAGGCUGGACCGUAUUGGCAAGAAAAACUCCAUCCUGCAGCACAAGGUACAACAUGACCUAAGUUCUGGUGUACUCAACUACCAGGAGAAUGAAAUCAUCCAACAGAUUGUGCAGCACGACAGAGACAUGGCCCACUGCGCCCAUCUCAUGCAAAAUGCACCACCCCAGACCCCUCCUUCACCUACUCCCGUCAUCUGGGCUCCCCUCAUCCAAGCCCCUCUCCAGGCUGCAGCUGCCACCACCUCUGUUGCUAUUGCCCUGACACACCAUCCCCACUUACCACCAACACUCUUUAGACCCCCAGUGUCUGUACUGGGUUCCCUUAAAGACCCACCUAGUCGACUAAGGAAGUUACACUCAUUUGUUCCUUCAUCCACAACACCUGGUUCUGCCGAGGACUCUUCCUCUAGCACACCAUCAAAGCUGCGCUCUGGGGUAGACAUGCCAUUGUUAGCCUCUUUUCGUGCUCAGCACUUAACGUCAGGUUCAGGGACAACUGGCUCUUCCCAGCAUGCCACAAGUAGUGGAGGCCAACGUGGACCUAAUGUGACUGGGUCUGGAUCCAGUGAAGGAGCAACAUGUGUCUUCCCAUUUGGUCAACACUCCUCUGGUUCACCCUCAUCAAGUAUGGCCCAGUUACACUCACAACCCCAGCAUCAGCAACCCUUUCGAUCCAAUACACCACCACUUUCAAAUCUCUUCCACCAAGGUUCUAGUGGUGGAAGCACGGGGUCAGGACUAAGUGGUGGGGCACCUGGAGCAUGUGGUGGUGCUACAGGGUGGUCUUCAGUUGGAGCAGUUGGAGGUUCUGUUGAAGUUGCCACUGGAGGGGACGCAGCUUGGGCUGGAGAGGACUUUACAACUGGGGUGCUAGACUUGAGUGGGACCAACUUUGGCUUAAAAGGUGUGACUGAUGGCUUAAUACCUGCAAUCUCAGGGGAAACAGUUGGAGGACUGUCUGAAGGUUCAAUAGCUGCUCCUCCUGGUAGGCUCACAGGCGGGAUAUCAGGUGGAGCAGCGGUAGGUGUUACCUGUAGGUCCAUACAAGACAAAGCCAGAAGAUCAAUAGGGGCAACUUCCAAAGGAUCCAUUAGUAGAGCUUCUCGAGGAUCAAUAGGUGGGAGUUCUGGAGAAUCACUGGUGGUGGCAACCACUGGAGGAUCACUAGGGAGGACAAAAGAUGGACCUUUAAGAGCUGUCACUAGUGGGGCCUCCAGGGGAACAUAUGAAGCAGUUCCUGGUGAUUCAACAGUAGGGAAUACUGGAGGAUCGUUGGGAAAAGGUUCUGGUGGGUCAGCAGGUAGCCAUGUAGGCGGAUUCCCAAGUGACCCAGGAGUAGGCGUCAUGGGAGGGCAUACUAGCAGAGGUGUAGGUGGUGCAGUUGGAGGCCAAGUGGCUGGAUCUACUGCCUGCUUUGGUGGAGCCUCUGAUGGAAUCACAGCUGGACUUAUUGGUUCCUCACUUUUUGAGAGUCCUUCAUCUACUGGUUUAUGUUCCAGCCAUGUGCCUGGACAGAUUCCCCAUAACCAGCCGACUCCCAAACCUCCUCAGUUGGCUCCUCUCCCACAGUUUGCUGGAGGGGGUAGGACUACUAGUGGCAUAAACCUUUUCCAGUCCCCCCCACAAGGCUCCCCAUCCUGUAGUAGAAGACAGCAUACUCAACAGACUGUUGAGGGGUCCCCAUCUUCCCUCAGCCAUUUUAGCCUGGCAGGCCUCCAGUCUGGCUGUUUACUGCACCAGAUGUCACUGGAGAAGUCUGCAUUGGCUUCCCUGGCUCAAUAUGGUUCAGCAAAUGCCUCUCCCUGCCUUACCCCUGUGGCACCCAGUCCCACUGUUCAAAGUCCAGUGGCAGGCAGGACUUUCCACUACAGCAGCCCUUCGAGUGCCACAGGAUCCCACAGUUCCUUGCUAAUGCCCCAAUCUCCUCUUCUUUCUCAGCUUCCCAGUCAGCCACACUCAACAGGGAGCGAUUCUCCCCUGGGACGCUUUUCUGAGGACCUAAAGCUGUUAUCAGGCUCACAACCAUAUCUGCCCCAGGAGAUGGCACAGUCCAUAGGCCACCAAACUCAGUGUUCCUCCAUAGAAUAUUGCCCCUCGCCAUUUUCCUCUCCAACUUUUUUGCCCAAGCCCUGUAGCUCAGUGCCGGGGCACAUGACUCCUCCCGUGCAGGUGUCUCCUGGACACCGUUCCCAGACUCAGUCCCCCGGGGCUUCAUCUGCAUUUCCUCUACAGAGGGGCUCUCCUGCUCACUCUUCAGAUCUAGACCCUCCAAUUGUUCGUUCAAAACUUCCUUCCAAUUUGUGA
Messenger RNA from Menidia menidia (Atlantic silverside), 3195 nucleotides. The record is from the annotation of a GenBank genome assembly. NCBI's taxonomy places the organism in Eukaryota, Metazoa, Chordata, Actinopteri, Atheriniformes, Atherinopsidae.